Messenger RNA from Talaromyces marneffei, 1596 nucleotides. RefSeq lists its product as uncharacterized. The transcript is spliced from 2 exons. The record is from RefSeq and is a predicted model, not a curated record. Bases 1 to 1596 code for a protein of 531 amino acids. Lineage: Eukaryota; Fungi; Ascomycota; Eurotiomycetes; Eurotiales; Trichocomaceae.
AUGGCGCUCAAAGCAGUCUACGAGCGAUUCCUCUCCUCCCCAACCUCUGGCGCCCUGAGCGCCGAUGUCUCAGUCAACUACAUCACGACCACAACCUCAAUCACGGGCAGCGAACAGGUCCUCAAGCAUCUGAGUAACCAGGAGAAGGCAGUCAAGAAAAAGGGAGACAAGAUCCUCGGCAUCGUCGAGACUCCGGAUACUGUUGUCCUGGACGUGGAGACUACACUGGAGUUUGUGACUGGGGGUGGGGCUUAUCUGCCCUCGCUGGACGAUAAUUUCCUAGCCGACCGCGUAGUGACUUUUCCCACGAUACACAUUGUUCACUUCAAUUCGCAAUCCCAGAUCCAACAGGUCAGAGUCUAUUGGGACCAGGGUUCGCUCUUGAAACAAGUCGACGUCAUCGGUUCUCGUGGAAAGAAUUGGCCCAUUCGCGAUGCUAAGGAUCAGUUGAAGUUGAUUGCCAAUGUAGCAACUGCACAGGGUAUCACCACACCCCCGCCCCAAAAACACGUCCCCGUCGCAGUUGGAAAAGCGCCUGGUUCGUCUAGACCUCCUUCGCGCUCGCCCAGCGAGAUUUUUGGCGGCAGUGAUGACGUUGAGAACGAGCCCACUCCUCGCGCUCGCGAUAGCAUCAUUUCGCCUCGAGCUGGCGCUGCGAAGCACUUCCGACCUGUCCGUGUUUUUGGUGAAGACGAUGAAGAUGUCACUUCAAGCCCCAUCAAGCCCAAGAUUGGUUCGAACAAGGGAUUCCAACCCGUGCGCGUAUUCGACGUAGAGCAACAUGAAGCCGAAGUCGCUCAGCAGCCACGAGCCGGAGCGACUAAGAACUUCCAACCCAUCCGUGUCUUCGACCUAGGCGAAGAUGACGCAGAACCCGAAAAGGAACGUCAAUACAAGACCCACCCCAAUAAAUUCAACCAUUUCGAGAUAGGCGCCGAGGCCAAUGCCGCGCGCGAAGUCAAGGACAUUCCAGCAGUUCGCUCAGGGCCCAUGUCUCAAUGGGACUUUGCGGAUUUCUAUACGCCAGAGAAGCCGCGUCAAAAGGUUCGUGCGCAGGACGUGCGCCAUUUCGGCUGGAGUGACAACGAAGAAGAGAAUAUCGAAACACCCCCCGUCCGACCACGAGUCGUCCAACCACGCCGUGACGCAGAGACGCAUUUCCUUCUCGACGAGACGGACGACGAGAACAACAAGCCCGAGCCUCUUCACCCAGGUAAACGCAUGAUCGGCUCAUUCGGCAACAAGGGUCAAGGAUUGUAUGACAACAAUGUAUACGACGAAGAAGGAAACCCAACCCCCAAACAACCCCUCGGCACCGUCGUCAACAACAUCCAUCGCAAAAAGGAUUUUGAUUCCCACUGGGAAGUUCGCGACCCAACUCCAUCUGAUAUUGCGGCAGCGUCUGCCGAAGAGAAUAUCGGCAGGCGGCCCGUGAGCAGUGAUCGUGUCAAGGCCGUCAAGAUGAUGGAAUCGUCAUGGGAUAAGUUUGAUGAGAACGAUGCCGCCGAUGAUGCGAAGCAGACAACCACCACCGCGUUGCCGAAGAGGAUUAGUCGGGCUGUUUUUCAGCCCAGUUGGGCUCUUGGUGAUGAGUGA